AUGGCUUGUACAGCUACAAAGGGCAUAAUGCGUCUCGCUGCCGUUAGUCUUCUUCUUGUCUGUAUCGCGCCAUAUGCGGUUAUCGCUUCCCUUCCUCCCCCUCCUCCCUCCCCUCCCCCUCCUUCCCCUCCUCCCCCUUCUCCCCCUCCUCCCUCCCCUCCCCCUCCUUCCCCUCCUCCCCCUUCUCCCUCUCCUCCCCCUCCUUCCCCUCCUCCCCCUUCUCCCCCUCCUCCCUCCCCUCCCCCUCCUUCCCCUCCUCCCCCUUCUCCCUCUCCUCCCCCUUCUCCCCCUCCUCCCUCCCCUCCCCCUCCUUCCCCUCCUCCCCCUCCUUCCCCUCCUCCCCCUCCUUCCCCUCCUCCCCCUUCUCCCCCUCCUCCCUCUCCCCCCCCUCCUUCCCCUCCUUCCACUAUUCCCCCUUCUGCCCCUACUCCUCCUUCUGGCGGCACAUCCCCUCCUGAAACCCCCGGCUGCGUCGUUAAGAAGAGGCUCAUAUGCCCGUGGGUGUGUGACAAUAGCAAGAAGGAGCAUCCUAACAAGAAGGCGCGACCUGGCAAGAAUGAGCGUCCCUGCGUGUUAAACAAGGUUUGCCCCAACGGCCAGAUUUGCAUUCCGUUUGUGCGAAGCUGUGAGGGGUACAAGUGCUUUAAGGUGUUUUCAGCAGGCAAGAGAGGAUGA
Closterium sp. NIES-65 is the source of this 675-nucleotide messenger RNA. The record is from the annotation of a GenBank genome assembly. Lineage: Eukaryota; Viridiplantae; Streptophyta; Zygnematophyceae; Desmidiales; Closteriaceae.